This is a messenger RNA of Culex quinquefasciatus (southern house mosquito), 969 nucleotides long. RefSeq lists its product as uncharacterized. NCBI's taxonomy places the organism in Eukaryota, Metazoa, Arthropoda, Insecta, Diptera, Culicidae. Gene Ontology annotation, molecular function: carbohydrate binding. The transcript has 2 exons. Bases 42 to 866 code for a protein of 274 amino acids. The record is from RefSeq and is a predicted model, not a curated record.
CGCGCUCCAAUCAGGCAGUUCGCUCCAAUCAGUUCAGCAAGAUGCUCAUGCCUCGAAGCACUGCUCGUUCCAUCCGAAUUUCGCGUUCGGCGUUGCUUCUAAUUAGUUUCGCUCUACUUCCAUCGUUCUCCCAAAGUCAGGACAAUGACCCAGUUCUUCCCGAUUGGAACAUGUUUUCCCGAUCCGCCAAGGUGAACAUCGAACUGCUGAAACCGCAGGGCAUCCAGGUUUGGACCAAGUACAAGCCACAUCACUUUGGGUUUGGCGUUGAGCUGUACGUUAAUCCAACGUUGGAUGAACUUGGGAAGUGUGACUUGUGUAGGAAUGUGACCGCGCCGAUCGAUGGCAAGUUUCUGAUCCAGGACGAUACGAUCGCGGUGAAGCUGGGCGACACCAUCAGGUAUCGAACGGUGAAGGACAAAGUCUCCGGAACCAAGUGGUACCCGUGGAAGACGAUCGUCGUCGAUAACCAAUUCCUCAACCAAGCCGAGAACAUUUGCGCGUUCCAGUGUGACCCUUCCGGCCAUCGAGCCACCGUUAACUUUCUCGAGCAGUACAUCCGCAACAUGCUGGACAGCUGUGAUCUGCCGGAGCAACCCUCGGACCAUCUGUUCUUUCCACUUCCGAAUGCCCCCGCCCUGGUUGGCGAUCCGAAACGGUUCGUCAGGGCGCGCCUCUACUCGGUUGACCUGCUGAGGCCGUUGGUGGACCGCGUUGAGUCGGUGUUUGUACUGCAGGAAGGAGUUGGCUGCAAGAUGCAGAGUGUGCUGGACAAACUAAAAAUUCUCGAGUUGGGGCGAGAUCAACUGGGAGUGGUGGACUACGACGAAGUGCUGUUUAUUCCAGGGCCUAGUCCGAAUCUCUGAGGAAAGCUCUAGACGUGUGUUGAACAGAAUUAACUUUCAGCUAGUUUAAAUUUAAAUUAAGUGCAAACUCGUUUCAAAUAUUACGUGACUUGAUUUUACCGCA